Maudiozyma barnettii is the source of this 717-nucleotide messenger RNA. It is a transcript of the gene SHR5, whose product is annotated as Shr5p. NCBI's taxonomy places the organism in Eukaryota, Fungi, Ascomycota, Saccharomycetes, Saccharomycetales, Saccharomycetaceae. The record is from RefSeq and is a predicted model, not a curated record. Gene Ontology annotation, biological process: peptidyl-L-cysteine S-palmitoylation; protein targeting to membrane. The transcript has a single exon. Bases 1 to 717 code for a protein of 238 amino acids. Gene Ontology annotation, cellular component: endoplasmic reticulum palmitoyltransferase complex; extrinsic component of endoplasmic reticulum membrane.
AUGACAAUGAGUGAUCACACAAGCGAAGAGACAAAAGUGUUGUUUUUCAACUAUCAUGAGUUCAGUGAGACGUACUAUGCCGACAUGAACAAUCCUGCCUUGCCUCAAGAACAUGAUAAAUCGGAAGCAUUGAUAAUUACGCAUUUCCCGAACGUGUAUACUCCCCAAAACACACCAUUGUUCAAAGAGACUCGUAUUGUCAGAGUCCCACGGCGGUUCGAAGAGUCUGUCCGGUAUCCCAACUUCAGCGAGCUGUUGCCCGGAUUAGAACCAGCUGCAAUCGUUGGUGACGACAAUGCCAGCACCGGUAAAUCUCCUUCACAACAUACAUUUAUUGCACGAGGAGUCUACGAUGACGGACAGGUCUUCGGUACUACUUCUACAAGUCCGUUAAGUCUCUAUUUCACACCUGAACAAUUCCGAGACAUUGUUCACGAAAUCAAUAUUUUACUGGAAGAGGAAUACCAAGUGUUUUCGUGGUGGAAUAUCACUGAUAUUAUUUUCACCAUAGUCACGUUGGGAAUGUGGAUAUGGUUCUCGGACAUAUUACAGACUGUAAGGGCAUCACCACCAUCCAUGCAUAGACGAAAACUUGAUUUACACAUCGAACAACUGAACGAGUCGCCACUCUUGGCAAGUCAACGGGUUCAAGUGAUGCAUCCCAGUCGGUCAGGCUACUUAUCACUGGACUUUCAGAUCCCCAAGCCGGUUGCCUAA